Messenger RNA from Manacus vitellinus (golden-collared manakin), 907 nucleotides. It is a transcript of the gene SLC30A2, whose product is annotated as solute carrier family 30 member 2. NCBI's taxonomy places the organism in Eukaryota, Metazoa, Chordata, Aves, Passeriformes, Pipridae. The transcript has 6 exons. The annotation marks the transcript as partial. The record is from RefSeq and is a predicted model, not a curated record. Gene Ontology annotation, molecular function: zinc ion transmembrane transporter activity. Gene Ontology annotation, cellular component: plasma membrane. Gene Ontology annotation, biological process: zinc ion transmembrane transport; response to zinc ion.
GGGUACCUGGCACACAGCCUGGCCAUCCUGACGGAUGCAGCUCACCUCCUGACAGACUUUGCCAGCAUCAUGAUCAGCCUCUUUGCACUCUGGGUGUCCUCACGCCCACCCACAAAAACCAUGAACUUCGGCUGGCACCGGGCAGAGAUCCUGGGGGCCCUGCUCUCCGUGCUCUCCAUCUGGGUGGUCACGGGGGUCCUGGUCUACCUGGCAGCCCAACGCCUGCUCUCAGGUGACUACGACAUUGAGGGUGGGGUCAUGCUCAUCACCUCCGCCUGCGCCGUGGCCGUCAACAUCGUGAUGGGGUUGGCUCUGCACCAGACAGGGCACGGGCACAGCCAUGGGGCAGCCGGCGAGCAGCCCAGCGCCAGCGUCCGCGCCGCCUUCGUCCACGUCGUGGGGGACCUGCUGCAGAGUGUCGGUGUCCUCAUCGCGUCCUACAUCAUCUUCUUCAAGCCCAAUUACAAGUUCGUGGAUCCCAUCUGCACCUUCCUCUUCUCCGCGCUGGUGCUGGGGACAACGCUGACCAUCCUGCGUGAUGUCCUCCUCGUCCUCAUGGAAGGGACCCCCAAAGGGAUGGAUUUCAACGCGGUGCGGGAGACGCUGCUGGCGGUGCGGGGGGUGGAGGCCGUGCACAGCCUCCACAUCUGGGCGCUGACGGCGGCACAGCCCCUGCUCUCGGUGCACAUUGCCAUCAACGCGGCUGCCAGCGCGCAGGAGGUGCUGGAGGAGGCCAGCUCCCGGCUGCAGGGCACCUUCCACUUCCACACCACCACCAUCCAGGUGGAGAGCUACUCCGAGGAGAUGAGGGACUGCCGGGAAUGCCAGCCCCCCCGCGACUGACUCCUCUGCUGGCUUCCCAGGGGAAACUUCUUAUGUGUGGAAAAUAAAGCAGAGCACAGGGGUG